Messenger RNA from Colletotrichum higginsianum IMI 349063, 1629 nucleotides. RefSeq lists its product as uncharacterized. The transcript is spliced from 3 exons. Bases 1 to 1629 code for a protein of 542 amino acids. The record is from RefSeq and is a predicted model, not a curated record. NCBI's taxonomy places the organism in Eukaryota, Fungi, Ascomycota, Sordariomycetes, Glomerellales, Glomerellaceae.
AUGACGGCAGAAAUACGAAAAGAGGCCAUCAAGCGGGAACGAAUGAUCGACAAAGCUCAUUUCUUGGGCUACGACUAUGUGAAUGGCAACUUGGAAUACAAGCACAUCCCCCGCGUACACGUAGACCGCCUCCGCGAACUAUGCUUCCCGGACACCAUCGAGGACGCCCAAAGGAGAGCCCAGGCGGUAGCGGAGGGCCAAAAGCUCUUCAAGGAUAAAGCGUGGUUCUCCACGCAGUCAUGGUUCUACGACCUCCGCUUAUCCCACCCGGAGAUGAAGACAUGCAGCAGCCUACGUCGUGACCUUGGCGAGCUGGUCAAGAUGGGUGCGUGCGACUCGCUGAGUAGGAGGGCCGCCGAGAUGGAUAAGGCCUUUCGCGAGAGAGAAGAGAUCCGGAGGGAUCGUAAGGGCAUCUUCGCUCGGUACGAGCGACUUGAACAGCAGGCCGCCUUCGACAUUGAUCUUUUCAGGAAAGCUUAUUUUGAGAAAGACGGAAGACCUGAACGUAGCGUCACGCCUCAUGCAAUGCUUUUGGCCAAUGUCGACCUGGGUGUGGCUUGGUCACUUCAGACCAUGGCGGCAGCAACCGACGGGCUUCAUUUUGAACACCAGAUUCACACCUCAUCAGGAGGGGUUUGCGUCAUCGGUUGGAACCAGAGUGAGGUUACCAGUCGCAUGGCUGAAUGGAUGAAUGAGCACGGUGAUGGGGAGGAAGAGGAGGACGAGCGGGAUCUUAGAGACGUUUUCGUCAAAUGGGCGGAUGCCUUCGAACGACACCAGGACUAUCUGGUGAACAAGGAGGAGACGGAUGGUAGGGGGGAACCCGACCAAGUGGAAGCGCAUCGCACAGGCUUCACAGAGAUGCGCCUCGAAGAUGUACUUGGCUCGUACCUAGUCGGGUGUCCUGUGUUAUGGAAGGAUUAUCCCGACUACGGCGAGGCCUUUUCUCUAAACAUCAGACCAGCUUCCCGCCCCGUCGAGGAUGCCGGCUUCCUGGUGGCCGAUAUGAAAUUCGGCGUUGUCAAGGGCACAAUGAUUCUCUCGUUUUCCCAAGAGCAGCUGAAGUUGGUCAGAUCGGAGACAGAGGAGGGCUGGUCGGGCGAGCGCGUCGAGGACCUCGGAGACCUUUGGUUGCGCGAGCGACCCGAAGACCUCGCAUACCGUUUGCUAUAUGGCGAACGACAGGAACCCGCCCCGGUUCGGACGUUGCCGCCGCUGAAGAAGCGCGAGCCAAACGCGCUGCAGCGCAGCGGCUUCAGACGGGUGUACUUCACCUGGAAGGGCUAUGAGAAGACGGGCGGGCUUGCCGUCAUGGACGACGGAUAUCUCGACUUCAACGAGACCUGCACUGCGUUCCAGGGCGUCACCCGGAUGCUGAUCCUCGGCGACACUACCCUUUCCUUUGAAGGGUUCAAACUACGGGACUCCUCGCCAACGCCCGGAUGGACCGCCGACACGCCAGUACACGGCGCGCCUCGUAAAGAGAAGAGAAAGGAGGAGGACCCAGAGACAAGCUCUGAUUCUGAGGACAACGUUGGUUUUGUGAUCCCUGACAGAACUCGCACAGUACAAAGUCUUGCCGGCAAUCUUUUCAUUCUCAAGACCCUCUUCAUGAUCUAUGACGUAUGA